Molecule: messenger RNA, 1667 nt
Organism: Daphnia carinata
Lineage: Eukaryota; Metazoa; Arthropoda; Branchiopoda; Diplostraca; Daphniidae
Product: transmembrane protease serine 11D-like
Exons: 10
Coding region: 162-1592 (476 amino acids)
Biological process (GO): proteolysis
Molecular function (GO): serine-type endopeptidase activity
Source: RefSeq, a predicted model, not a curated record
GCGUGUGGGCGACUUAUCGAGCUCCUAAGUUGUGUUCAAAAGACACAUUCAAGUUCAGGUAUUUACAUACGCGUAUGUAUUGCUAAUUAAAGCAAAAAGUCUUGAACUGCAACCUUGGAUGCAAGAGCUCUUGUGACUGAAAACAAACAAACAAACUGGCAAUGAACUCAACUUAUUACUCGUUAAUUGCUGUAUCAAUAGCAGCCAUUCAACUACUUUGCCCCGGCUUUGCCAGCGCUCGAGUUUAUCAAACGGACGAUGCCAUUAUUAUGGAAGACGACGAAUACGCAGCUCGUUUACACGGAGAUCAACUGAACAAACAUGAUGUCCGCUUUAAACUGGCCCAUCCAUUCCUGUUCGCAGACACGCAUUCCAUCGUCCGGCCUUCGGAGUUUCGGGAAAAAACAAACGCAAUGCCGCAAUCUUUGUGUUUUACGAGAGAAGGCAAACUUGGCUCUUGCACAUCGCUUCGUUCUUGUUACCCGAAUUCCGAAUCGUCCGCACCGAACCCGUUGACCUGGGACAUGAUUAGUAAGCGCAGUACGUGCCGUUACGUCGGCAAUGGCGGCAAACAGGAAGAUGGGGUCUGUUGUUCAAUGCGAACGAUCGACGGCAACGAUGCGGUUACAGGUGGUGGUCGUCGAACUAUACCCGUGGUCACACUCUACGAUCGUUACCAUAGUUUAGUGCAACCUAACUUGAUGGCGUCAUGGUUAAGUUACUAUUAUCCCUACUGGCGAGUCGUUGUCUCGACGAAUCCGAUGGCAACGAGCAAGAGCGUUCCGGUUAGUCAGACGGCCUCGGGUCAAGGUGAAACGAAACAAUCCAGUUGCGGCGCCGGGCCUGCCAAGGCCUUGAGCCUCGACGACCAGCGAAUUGUCGGAGGCAAUAACGCCAUUAAAAAUUCUUGGCCAGGCAUUGUGGCGUUGAAAUUGAACGGCCGUUUCUUGUGUGGUGGAUCUUUGAUUUCCAGGGAUAAGAUCUUGACAGCAGCUCAUUGCGUGUCCUUUUGGUCGAUGAUUUUCCCCCGGUUGUCCGGGCUGUCUGUUGAACUGGGCCUGCACACAGUGAACCCGACGAGUGACGCCCAGGUGACACGGAGGGUCACCCGCGUCGCCCGGCACCUCGGAUUCAAUUCAAAUACUUUCAGGAAUGACAUAGCAAUCCUGACGAUGGAUUCACCCGUUACGUUCACGUCAAGUAUAUCACCAGUCUGUUUACCAUCGCCAGGUGCAAAUGACACGUACGUCAAUCAAACUGCAGCAAUCAUCGGAUGGGGAUCUACUCAACGAGAUGGGAAAAAGGCAUCGGUUCUGCAACAAGCCGCUGUCCGAAUCCUCGAUAAUUCCCAAUGCAAGAAACAAUAUCAAGGUGAAAACGACAUUGUGGAUCACAUGCUCUGCGCUGCUGCUCCUAAUACAGACUCUUGUCAAGGUGACAGCGGUGGGCCGCUACUCGUCCAAGCGGCGCCGGAAUCUCCUUGGGUCCAGGCAGCCAUCGUUAGCUACGGCAUUGGCUGUGCCGAUCAGAGGUAUCCGGGUGUUUAUACGCGAGUGACGUCGUUCUUGCCUUGGAUUCGCAGGUACAUGUGAGCAAUCGAGAUUGACGCACUCCGCCAUUGAAAAUGCAUUGGGGAUCGCUAGGAAUUUUGGUUUUAUAUUUAUUCA